UCCAAGCUCUUUAAACUAAAGCCUGUUUUUUCUCCCCACUCAGAAAUCAACAGAGCUGAGAACAACUUCAACUGAAAAGCCGGUUAGAAUGCAAUGUCUCCGCCAAGUCCGGUGCGUGACAAAACUCCGGGCUGCAGCUCCAACAUCCAGGCUUCUUAAAGUGACAAACCUACUCAGAUCUGCGAGCACGCUGCAGCAGAAAAAGGAGAUGGCAGACAACAAACCGUGGGUUCUGAUCUCAGAGGUUGGGGACAAGGGUGUCCAUGAGGACGUCGUUGACAUUAUCAAUCAACACUUCCACAUCAUCUGCCUCGAGGAGUUUCUACAAAACCCUGCCCUGCACGGCCCUAAGAUCCAGGGCUUGUUUAUGUGGUACUACAGUCCUGCGGCCGAGCCUUCCCUGAUGAGCUGCUUGCCAUCGCUGAAGGUGAUCGCCAACGGAGGAGUGGGCAUCGACCAUCUGGACGUGCCGUACAUCAACAGCUUUGGGGUGAAGGUCACCAACACUCCCGGCGUGGUGAGCGACGCCACUGCAGACAUGGCCAUGGCGCUCCUUCUGGCUUCAGCGCGGAAGGUCCUAGAGGGUCACCUGAUAUCAGUCGAUUCUAAGACCACCCAUGUACCAAAAAACCUUACGGGAGUUGAAGUCACAGGUUCAACUCUGGGGAUCAUUGGAAUGGGACACAUCGGGUAUAAAGUUGCUCAGAGAAGCAAAGGUUUCAACAUGAGGAUCCUUUACCACAACAGAAACAGAAGAAGUAUCGAAGACGAGCAAGCAGUCGGGGCAAGUUACUGUGAGAAACUGGACGACCUGCUGAAAGAGUCCGACUUCGUGGUGGUAGUGGUGAACUUGACCCCUGACACCACCGGCCUCAUCAGCCACAGAGAGCUGUCACUCAUGAAACCCACAGCAACACUCGUAAACGUCAGCAGAGGUCUGGUUGUGGAUCAGGACGCUCUAGUCAAAGCUCUGACGACUGGAACGAUACGAGCUGCGGCUUUAGACGUGACUCACCCCGAACCUCUACCCAGGAAUCAUCCACUCCUCACCCUCCCCAACGUGCUGAUAACGCCCCACAUUGGGACCAACACUCGUGGGACAGAAAGAAAGAUAGUGCAGAUGAUGGUAGACAAUAUUCUGGCAGCAGUGAAAGGCUUAGCUGUUCCUAAUGAGGUCAAAGCAAAAUAAGUUCCUCUUCUGGUGACAAGAUCAAGAAAAUAUAAUCUUUUGUCCUUUUUACGUGCAACUUUCACACAUUGACCCAAUUCUUUGACAUUUUGAGCUGCAUUCCUGUCAGUUUUAGUCCUGCUGUUACUCAGGAAGACAUUUAUGGGCAGAAAGCAUGUCUCCUCAUAAUAACUUAGGUUUUUUUGUGUGUCAUAAAGCAAGCACGAUAAAUCCACUGUAUUUUCUUGCCAUUUAAUCACUACCUUUAUUGCUAUACAUAUGACAAUGGCAAAUAAAUAUGAUAAAUAAAAUUGUGAGCUUAAAUUUCUCAUUAAUGCAGUGUUUUCUCCUUCAAUGUGAUUUAAGAGAGCUGCAUAAUUAUUGUGGUCUUCUAGAUUUUUUCAAAUUAAUAUCAUUAAAUAUAUACUUCCCUUUGUUUGCUUACUGUUAUUUUCUUGUAGGGAUUGUCAAGAGAGUAUUCAGAAUCUGGAAGCUAAUUUAUUCAGUUGAAGUAUUUUUCUCCUAAUUAAUGUCAUCAUAUAAUGAUGAUGGUGUAUGUUUUAGUUUUUAUGUGUAAGAUUGACAAAGUGAUUCUUAAAAGUCGACAUUUUGUUGCUAUCUUAAAAAAUUUGAGACCCGGAUAAAAAAUAUUUGUUUCCGUCUUUUAAGUAACAUUUAUGCGGUCCAAAUGAACUGGAAAAUAAACUAAUGUAAAAGUUUUACAAAUGUUGGAAAUUUUGUUCUGGACUUGGGUCGGACUGGUCUAAAAAAACUUUAAUUUUACUCUUGUGAAGCUAUAUAGAAUUUCAGCAUAUGUUUUUGACACACUGCCAUGCGGAAAAAGGAAAUUUCAACCUUUUAGCAGAAUCUUAAAGGCCUUUUAUCUGGUAUAUGUAAGUGUUGCAAAAGUUGGUGCAAAAGUUCAAGUUUAGCUUCAACAAACCACAUUCUUUUUUUUUUUAAUUUUCAGGUCUCUCAGUGUCACUGCCAGUCUCUUUGCAGCCUCUUUGACCAGUUUCCUUCUUGUCUUCCCAUCGAACAUGAAGACAUCUUGCUUUUAUACUGUGACUUUUUCGCAUAUUUUCACCAAUAACUCUUGACUACCAUACUCUACAUAUGAUGUGUGGGAUCUGUGGAAUUUUUUAUACUCUUCUUCUUUCAGUGAUAUCUUUAUGAUCCUUUCAAACCUGCACUUAGCGAAACUUUAUUUUGGGUCAAACUUGUGCAGCCAGGUCUUUGUUUCUUUCCUUUUUGUUUAUCUCACAUCAUGCAUUUUAUCAUGUUUAUGUCAGCAUUAGCCAUCAAUACUGCUGGCAGGUUGUUACAAGUACAGCUUUGGUCACUGGUGUGCAGUUGAAAUAAAUACAAUUUUAUGAACUAUUGGAUCAGUUUUAGUUUGAAUUUGUUCAUGAUGGAGUGUAAUGUGAAUUAUCAAAUAAUAAAAUACUUAAAUAAU
Molecule: messenger RNA, 2624 nt
Organism: Xiphophorus hellerii (green swordtail)
Lineage: Eukaryota; Metazoa; Chordata; Actinopteri; Cyprinodontiformes; Poeciliidae
Product: probable 2-ketogluconate reductase
Exons: 7
Coding region: 89-1189 (366 amino acids)
Cellular component (GO): cytosol
Molecular function (GO): hydroxypyruvate reductase [NAD(P)H] activity; glyoxylate reductase (NADPH) activity; NAD binding
Source: RefSeq, a predicted model, not a curated record